Serinus canaria (Common canary) is the source of this 2222-nucleotide messenger RNA. RefSeq lists its product as uncharacterized. The record is from RefSeq and is a predicted model, not a curated record. The transcript is spliced from 2 exons. NCBI's taxonomy places the organism in Eukaryota, Metazoa, Chordata, Aves, Passeriformes, Fringillidae. Bases 29 to 1177 code for a protein of 382 amino acids.
CGGCCGGCGCCUGGUGGCCACCUUGGUCAUGGUCAUCGUGAUGGUGGCCACCGUGAUGGAGGCCAGCGGGGUGGUGGCCGCCUUGAUCCUGGUCACCAUGAUCAUGGCCAUUGUGAUGGUGGCCACCAUGAUGACGGCCAGAGGGGUGGUGGUCACCUCGGUCACGGUCAUCGUUAUGGUGGCCACCGUGAUGGAGGUCAGCGGCGUGGUGGCCAUCUUGAUCGCAAUCACCAUGAUUGCACUCACCAUGAUCAUGGUCAGCGUGGUGGUGGCCACCGUGAUGGUGGUCAGUGGGGUGGUGGCCACCAUGAUCCUGGUCAUCAUGAUGGCCACCACGAUCGUCACCUUGAUCCCAGUCACCAUGAUUGCAGUCAUUGUGAUCCCGGUCACCAUGAUCAUGGUCAGCAUGAUGGUGGCCACCAUGAUUGGGGUCAUCACGAUUGUGGUCACCUUGAUCCCAGUCACCGUCACCAUGGUCAUCGUGAUGGUGGCCACCACGAUCAUGGAUCGAGUGGCCGGAGAGGCCGGAUCAUCGCCAUGGGGGUGGGGAUGUGGUGUGGGAGGGUUGGCUGGGGUGAUGUCAAGAGGUCUUCCAGGGGAGGAUUUGGCCAGGUGGAUCCCAAGAACUCUUACAGCAAAGGAUUUCUCCGGGUGGAUCCCAGGAGAUGUUCCAGGGAAGGGUUUCUCCGGGUGGAUCUCUGGAGGUUCUUCCAGGGAAGGAUUUCUCCAGGUGGAUCCCAGGAACUUUUUCAACAAAGGAUUGGUCUGGAUGGACACGGGAAGUUCUUCCAGGGAAGGAUUUGUCCUGGUGGAUCCCAGGAACUCUUCCAGGGAAGGAUUUCUCCAGGUGGAUCCCAAGAGAUCUUCCAGCAAAGGAUUGGUCUGGAUGGACACGGGAAGUUCUUCCAGCAAAGGAUUUCUCCAGGUGGAUCCCAGGAACUCCUCGGGGGCCUCGAUCCCAGAGUUGGUUCCGUGGCUCCAGAGGGGUUCGGACACCGGGGGGAACGUUGGGAUCUCCUGCUCCAGGUGGAUUUUCCUUGGAAUGAGGGGAGUGAGAUCCACCUGGACUGAGAACUUUGGGAUCUCCAAUUCCCAACAGAUCCAGAACCCAAUUCCUAAGGGAUUGAGAACUUUGGGAUCCCCAUGGACUGAGAGCUUUGGGAUCCCCAUGGAUUGAGAGCUUUGGGAUCCCCAUGGAUUGAGAGCUUUGGGAUCCCCAUGGAUUGAGAACUUUGGGAUCCCCAUGGACUGAGAGCUUUGGGAUCCCCAGUUCCCUGUGGAUCAAGAACUUUGGGAUCCACCAUUCCCCAUGGACUGAGAACUUUGGGAUCCCCAAUUCCCACCAGAUCCCAAACUCUGGGAUCCCCCAUUCCCCACCCCAGCCCCUCUCCUGGCUCAGCCCCCCCCUUUCCCCACAGGAAUAUUUCUCCCCCUAUUUAAAAAUUUGGGAAUUCCCAUCCCCGCUCCCCCUUUCCCCCCCAUGGACAUUCUGCACUUUAUUCCAGGCUCUGGGAAUUCCGGGAUCACCUUUGGGAUUUUUUUUUUUUUUUUUUUUUGGGAUCAUCCCACAAAAUUUGGGAAUUUUGGCCUCCCGGGAAAUCGGGAUGAUCCCUGCUGGAAAAACCCGGAGCUUUUAUGCAAAUCCCUCCGCUCCCAUCCCACUUUUCCCCCGCAAAAUUCCCAAUUUUUUCCCCGCUCUGAUUUUUUCCCAGAAAUUUUUGGGGCCAAAACAAAAAAAUAGGAAAAAAAAAAUCCCGUCAGGACUGAAAUUCCCAACAAAAUUCCCAUUCCUGGAACGCUUCGGCUCAGGGGGGAUUUUUUAGGGAAUCUCCUGAAGUUUUAGGGAAUUUUAACCCCGGGAUCUGACUCCUUGGAGGUCCCGAUGCUUUUAUCCCGAUUUUCCCUCUUUUAUCCCGAUUUUCCUGCUUUUAUCCUGAUUUUCCCGCUUUUAUCCCCAUUCUCCUGCUCUUUUUUCCCUUUUUUUCCCAUUUUUUCUUCCCCCUGGCUAUGCAAGAGCUCCCCCAGGAUGGAAAUCCCAGAAAAAUCCUGGAAAAAUAAAAAUUCCGAGAAAAAAAGAAAAAAAUCCCGGGAAGGGUUCGGGAGGAGCCGAACUGACCCUAAAAACCCCCGGGGAAAACCCCGGGAUUUGGGAUCCGCCGGGAAGAGCUUCGGGAUUCCCUGGAUAUGCAAAGAGGGUGUGAAUAAAUCUGUGAAAAAUGGGA